Schistosoma guineensis is the source of this 436-nucleotide messenger RNA. NCBI's taxonomy places the organism in Eukaryota, Metazoa, Platyhelminthes, Trematoda, Strigeidida, Schistosomatidae. The record is from the annotation of a GenBank genome assembly.
AUGACCUAUCCCAAGUAUGCCAUCCCGUACUUUAUAGAUUCGUCAAAUGUUGCUACCACUAAUCCUAUUCUUAGGCGACUGACGUUAUGUUAUGUGACGCAUGAAACCAAACAUUUCAUCUACUUUUAUAUGGGCAAUGUUGCAAUUCUUCUAUUCAAAUCCGGUUAAGUUGGAGGAAACCGAAAAUUCAAAAGAAAUAUCUACAGAAACUUAAUCAAACAUUAUAAUACACAUCUGAUCAUUCUGCACGCAACUCAACUCAAUCAUCUUCACAAACACGAUUUUCUCUAGUACUCAUCAAUUCCCGAAUUCAUCUUCAUAAGAACCAACACAGAAUAAUAUACAGUUUGAAUGAAGACCACAAAACAGAACAGAAUAAAUAUUAGUAUAACUGAGAUUGUGUUUCCACAUUGUCUUUUGUACUGGUUGAUCCACU